AUGUUUUCUUUUAUCUCUCUUGACGUUAACAUCUUUUACGCGCACACAUCUCUGUCUGUUCAUUAUCUAUCUAUCUAUCUAUCUAUCUAUCUAUCGAAGUCUCUUUUUAUCUAUACUCUUGUUAUCUAUCUAUCUAUCUAUCUAUCUAUCUAUCUAUUUCAGUCUUUCUUUCUUUCUAUCUAUCUAUCUAUCUAUCUAUCUACUGCAGCUUGUUUGUAUCUAUCUAUCUAUCUAUCUAUCUAUCUAUCUAUCUAUCUAUCGCAGUCUUUUUUCUUUUUUUUUUUAUCUAUCUCUUCUAUCUAUCUAUCUAUCUAUCUAUCUAUCUAUCUAUUUACCGCAGUCUUUUUUUUUAUCUUUUUUAUCUAUUUUCUAUCUAUCUAUCUAUCUAUCUAUCUAUCUAUCUAUCUAUCUAUCUAUCUAUCUCAGUCUCUUUUAUCGAUUUAUCACAGUCUUUUCGUAUUUCUGGCUAUCUAUCUAUCUAUCUAUCUAUCUAUCUAUCUAUCUAUCUAUCUCUCUCUCUCUCUCUCUAUAUAUAUAUAUAUAUAUAUAUAUAUAUAUAUAUAUAUAUAUAUAUAUAUUUUGGUAACUCUUGCAGUUUUUUCUAUCUAUCUAUCCAUCUAUCUAUCUAUCUAUCUAUCUAUCUAUCUCUGUUACGACCAUUUCAAUCAUCGAUAUCUCAGUGCAUAA
This is a messenger RNA of Acanthosepion pharaonis, 687 nucleotides long. NCBI's taxonomy places the organism in Eukaryota, Metazoa, Mollusca, Cephalopoda, Sepiida, Sepiidae. The record is from the annotation of a GenBank genome assembly.